ACAAGAGCAGUUUAAAGCCAGCCCAAGAAACAAAUUAAUUAUAAAUAGCAAACGAUUCUCAAAAAGAAAGCAAUCCACGAUUCAGAUUCUUACGACUAAGCAGUUAGUUGGAUUUCCUCUUUAUCAAUGAAAUAGGCACAUUCUUGUGCCGCUUUCAUUCAAAAAAAAAGCAGUUAGUUGGAUUACAUCCAAAGAAAGCAAUCCCUUACUUCACAUAGUAGGCAAUGGAUGGUGCAAUGGACAUCACGUUCCAUUCAUUCCAUGCCACACUCAGGAGUCCAUCUUAUUCUUAAACCACCAACCAAGCAAAUCUGUCCAGCUGAAAGCUCUACAUCACAUAUCUAGCACCCCUUCAGGCGACCUCUUUCAUCAAGCCAGCCCGCCCCUUCCCUUUGCUCACACACCCAACACCAUGAACUCCACCUUGGCAUCUAUCUCCUUCCAAUCCCCCUGUUUCAAGCUUCAACCAGCUUCUCAACUGCGCCUCUGGCCUCCUCGACAACAGGAGACAAGCGGCGCUCACACAAGGAAACAAGGACUUCCCCUAAAGCCUCUACACGCAGUACUAGGAGCAGACAGAAACCGCAGACUCAAAAAUGCUAACCUCAGAGGUUCCACCUUACCAUCUUCGCCCCUGUCAGAUGUUGUUCAGGAGUUUUACUCCUCCCUCAAUGAAAAGAACAGCAAAAGGCUGGAUAAGUUGAUUGCACCUGAUUGCAUCGUCGAGGAUACCGCAUAUUAUAAGCCACUGGAUGUCAAGUGUACCCGUAUCUACUUCAAAAGACUGAUGGAAUCCAUGGGAGAGAACGUCAAAUUUGCCAUCGAUGAGGUUUGUCAAGGUGCAGAGCACACCGCUGCAGUAAUGUGGCACCUUGAAUGGAAUGGAUACAUUAUCCCCUUUACCAAGGGCUGCAGCUUCUACAUAGGUUCUGAAAAUGGAGCAGUGCUUCUUAUCAGGAAAGUUCACAUCUUUGAUGAGUCACCACUGAAACCAGGAAAGUGGGCAUUGGAAAUACUCAAUAUUGUCACCAGCUUACUCAACAUGUUCCCCAAAAUAGCUGAAGGUUUCCUCAAGGAUCCAGAAGCAGUAGUUCAACCUUUCGUAAAGCUCUACAAAUUUUAUGUGGAGCCUUUUAUCCUCCCUUUUCUAGCAUACUACACCCACUUUUGGACAUAUGUGGCUCGAGGAUUGACUGUGGUGCUCCAUAUCUUGUAUAACUUAUUUAAAAGGCUCAUAUAAAGAGCUAAAGUGACUGAAAUUCAGAAAAAUAAAUUUGCAAAGAAUCAUCUAUAUUAGUAUAGUAUUAGCAGUAACAUCAGGAACGAGUGGAGAAGCAACCAGCCCAUGAGAACCAGCUGUACUAUGGGAAGAAUUAAUGACCCAGAACUUUUUCAAAUGAUGCUAUUCUGGUUAUCAUAUCCA
Messenger RNA from Setaria italica (foxtail millet), 1423 nucleotides. RefSeq lists its product as uncharacterized. The transcript is spliced from 6 exons. Bases 413 to 1240 code for a protein of 275 amino acids. The record is from RefSeq and is a predicted model, not a curated record. Lineage: Eukaryota; Viridiplantae; Streptophyta; Magnoliopsida; Poales; Poaceae.